AUAGGCUGGAUUAGAAGAAGAAGUAAUUUUGAAAGGAGAAGAGAAAUGGAGAUGGAGAUAGUUUCAGAGAAAGGAGGCAUAGCUGAAUUGAUACAAGCACUUGACCAAGCAACCCUAAUGGCUAAACAACUUCCCACCACUGCUGAUUCUUCCCAACUCCUACAAAUCCACUCUUCCCUUCAAUCUGCUCACCACCGUCUCUCCAACUUCCUUUCCCACCACCAACCACCACAUCUCCUCCCUGCACCACUUCCAUUUCCCGAGAAUUCUGUCUCCUCCGCCGUAGGCGGUGAACCUAUGCAAGUUGGGGAUGAGGAAGAUGCUGUGAAUGAUUCCAAGAGUAGUAUUGACAGAGUGGAGGAGAGGAUGAGGGAUUGUUUCAUUCAGAAUAAGAGACCUAAAAGACCUCUUUCCCCGACCUCAGCUGUGGCUGAGCAGCGCCGGAGCUAUGACAAUGACGGCCCUGAUUUGGAAUUUGAUCCUCAUCGGACGAAGUUGAGGUCCUUGGAUCUUAUUUAUCAGUUCCAUUCUUGAACGACUAUGUAGAGAAUCGUUUCAAAUUACAUUUACUAGUGGAGUAGAUAAGAUGAAUUAUUGGUCAUUCCAAAUGUAUUUUCAUAUUCCUUAUCCAUAUAAUCUAAACCAUUUUCCCUCUA
Messenger RNA from Solanum pennellii, 656 nucleotides. RefSeq lists its product as uncharacterized. The record is from RefSeq and is a predicted model, not a curated record. NCBI's taxonomy places the organism in Eukaryota, Viridiplantae, Streptophyta, Magnoliopsida, Solanales, Solanaceae. The coding region runs from base 46 to 534 and encodes 162 amino acids. The transcript has a single exon.